UUUCCAGCGAUGCUCUUGCUCAUACUCGCUAUUUCUCACCCAUAGACGCUUUCAUGUUUAGACUUUCACGCGCAUAUUUAUGUCGGUCAUUUUUGCAGACACUUGCAACAUGCAUUAAUGCAUAGGCGAAGGCGAUGGGUUCAGGUGCAUCCUAUUCCUGGCGAAUUGUUUAUCAAAUAUUAUCACCAUCGGACAUGUUUCGGCAACAUGCAGAUAUACGUGAGGUGUGUGGGAUGUCUGCGGGUAAAUAAAUGAAGAACAUGUGGCUUUCCCUCGAGAAUGAUUGCUUAUGGAGAGACCUAUGAUUUUAAGGCUGAAGUUCUUCUGGUAAUUAAAAGAAGAACCUGCUACAUACAAGCAUUUUACCCUCUGGAUUUCAGCAAAUCUAUCAGGCCAGAGUAUGCCAUCUUCACCAACUCAUAGAAUCCUGCGACCCCUCCUGCUCGGUACCUUUUUACUAGGAUGCUUUGUGACUCUGUUUUUAAUGUACAUCAAGCCAUCUUCAAGCUGGUUGUCCAGCCCCAUUGAGUCCGAAACAUCCACAGUGCGAGUGAAAAGCCUCCUUACCAACAGAAGUGACCAAAACCAGACCACAAUUCUAGUCUGGCUUUGGCCUUUUGGGGAGACCUACGACCUGAAUGUCUGCAGCUCUUUGUUCAGCAUCGAUGGCUGCUUCAUCACCGCUGAUCGAAACCUUUACAACAAAUCUGAUGCCGUCGUCAUACAUCACAGGGACAUCACUAGUGACCUGUCCAACAUGCCACCUGUGUAUCGUCCUAUGCUGCAGAGAUGGAUCUGGAUGAACUUUGAGUCACCGUCACAUUCAUCUCAGUUAGCUGGUAUUGAAAACCUGUUUAAUUUAACUCUUAACUAUCGGCAGGAUGCUGAUAUAGAGGUGCCUUAUGGAUUGAUUGUCGCUGCCCAAAGAGAGGAGGACUUUGUGCCGCCAAGCAAGAAUAAGCUAAUUUGUUGGAUUGUCAGCAAUUGGAACCCGGAUCACGUACGAGUGAAAUACUACAACGAACUGUACAAACACAUUGAGGUUCAUGCAUAUGGGCAAGCGUUUGGCGAGUACAUUUCUGACCAAGACUAUUUCCCGACAAUCGCAAGCUGUAAGUUCUACCUGGCAUUUGAGAACUCUAUCCACAAGGACUAUAUUACAGAGAAAUUGUACAAUCCGCUCUCUGUUGGUACGGUACCAGUGGUGCUCGGCCCACCAAGGGAGAACUAUCAGAACUUCGUGCAGGGAAAUGCUUUCGUUCAUGUUGAUGAUUUCCCCUCUCCAAAGGAACUGGCUGAUUACCUGCUGUUCCUUGACAAAAAUGAGGAGCUUUACCUGAAGUACUUUGACUGGCAUAAACACUUCAAGGUGAAAAAGGCUUACUUCUGGGCUGAGCAUACAUGUCUUGCUUGUGAUUACGUGAGAAGGCACAAUGAGUACAAGUCAAUUAACAAGCUUGACAAGUGGUAUUGGGGUUAAUCCACACACAAACAUCUGGACCAGCUAAAAAAAAGUUGCUUGACAAUAAGAACUUUAUGUAACUUAGUUCAAAUAAGGGUCUGCUGUUGGCAUUACAGAUUUUUGUACAACAUCCCAAAAAAUGCUGUUAAUUUAGGUUAAUUUGGAGUUCGGUUUUGUUCAUCCAUUUUAUUAAUCUGGAUGCAAAUCAUGUAUUUUAUAGUUUAUUAUUUCGGCUUUUUAUUUUAUGCAUUUAUUUGAAAAGCUAGUUUUGACCAAAAUGAAUUUAAAACUCAAUUCCAAGGUUCAAAGCUUUCUCAUCCACCUACUGUAAGUACACAUCCAGGAAGUAUGUUUAUUUAGUGAGAACAGAACACUUUUCUGAAACUGAGAUAUUUAUGCUUUAUUUAUAUCAAUGUUGUGUACAUGUUAGUGAUAGAGUCAUCUAUGCAGUGUUUACAGAACUUAUGUUGUGCAAAAUGUCCAUGUGCUGUAAAUGUAAUGUGUUUAAGUACGUAUUUUGAGGAAACCUGCCUUCCAUUUCUAUGGUUUUGUAUGGAUGUUGUUAUGCGCGACCAUUGAUGCACUCAUAUUUUACCGUGUUAUAUUUGACCACAGUGAUCAAUGUAGUGCAACACUGUUACUGGAAAACAAACAUGUAAGGAGUGUCAUUGCUGAUAAUAAUGUUUUACUGUACUGUAUAACUGCUGAUAAUAUCACUGUUAAUUAACUUACAUGGCUUGGAUAUGUGUCAAAGUACUGUGAAGCUGUUUUUGAAAUAUUUAAAUGUUACAUUUCCUUUGUUUAACAGUGAAAUGUUGAUUUGAGAGUAAGAGGCUGAUGUACUGUACAUACAGACUUGAGUGGGUGGUACCAUAUUUUGAAGGUGUACAGAAAAUCACGCUCAGAUGUACAGUUUGAGAAAAAUGAAAUCAUAAUGUGAGAGGCAUAAUGACUGACUUUUUCAGUUUAGACACAAUCUGGUGUUGGAAGGAAAACUUGCCAUCUUGUCUCAGUUAGAAAUGAAUGCUCCAGUUUAGAUGUUUGCUGCCAAAGGUUUCUUUCUCAAAAGAGAUGCUUCUCUCUGAUCUUUUGCUCUGGGAUUCACACCAAUGCAUUUCUCAGAUUAGCCUUCCUUUCACGGUGCAAGACUGUUUUUGAUGUGCUAACAUAAACCUAAUCAAUCUGAUAUUAGAUGAGGUUUUAGUGGAGAACUCCUUAAUUGAUCACUAAGGGAUAGAGCAUGUUUAGUUUUUUGAUGGCAGUCUUUGCAAUGUUUGCUUCCCAAUGCUGAUACUCUUUGUUUUGACAUAUAUACAUUAACUGAUGAUAUAUGGAGAUAGCUUUUUGUAUGUAAAGGUUUCAGACCCAAUUCCUGCUGGUUUGAUGCGUGAAUUACACAUACAAUUGUGGGUUGAUGUUGUGGUGUCUGUCCUACUGUACAUUUGAACAGUUGAAAUUUGAAUUCAGAAUUGGAGUUUUGUUGCUUUUAGUCAAUAUCAUUUUGCUUUGAGGCUAUUUAUAUGCUUGUCUACUCCAACAGUUGGCAAUAUUAUCUUAUAGUAUGAAUAGGCUAUACAUUUUAAAUGUACAAUCUUUCUAGUCUCAAGUCUUAAGACCAUUUUUGAGCCAUGGGUUCCCCAAAUAAUAUAUAUUUUUUCUCAUCCUAGCCUAAUAGAAACACAUCACUAUACCUUAAUUUUUGCAAAAUUAUUUUUACAUGGCUCCUUGUACGUAUCGCAGCAAUUUUCUGGUGAAAUUAACACUAGAGGUGCUACAACAAAAAUGACAAAAAUCAUAAGUGAAAGGGAAGAUUAUCAGUACAUAAACACUGUUUUGCCUGUUUCUCAAUACAAUGCAAUCUAAUGACAUUUAAACACUUACUAUGGUGCAUGACCUGUAAGGUGAUACAUUUAUCAUUUGCAUUACAGAACAAAGCACAUUUACAAGUUUAUUCAAGCACAAAUUGUACUGGAUGAGUCCUGAUGAGAUUCAAGGUCAACACAUGAGCCAAAAGAGUCUUAAAAGCACCACAAAAUGACGUGGUUGCUUCGGCAAUUGUGUUUUUAUAUCACAUUUUCUUUUUCUGACACCAUUAUUUAAGUUUGUGGUUGAGGGUAGGAAUGUAGGUUUUGAUUUAAAACUCGAUAGAGCAUUAACCUUAGAAACCUCAUUUGUUUGGGAGAAAUUCUAACUUGCUUUUACAUUUCACCUCAGAACUGCUGCGUUACGUGUAAUUAACCACGUAAUGUAAUUUAGCAAAAAUGUUGCCACAAUCAACUUUCUUUUUUUCUUUUUCUUCUUUUUUUUUAACUUAUGAGUAAAACAAGAUUUUGUUCUACAACAUAAAUUACACCCAGUAAUACAUCAUAAGUAAAUUUUGAAGUUGAUAAUAAAGGAUUAAAACAAUGACUAUUUUAAAAAUAAAAAAAUAUUGGGAAAUUCCCAAGGGAACUGCAUGGCCAAUUAGCAAUUAGAGUAAGCAUGACUGAACAGCUCUAUAGCAAGCAGUAAUAAUUGUUCAAUUGGCUAUUUAAACAAAAUCGGGGAGGAGCUUUUCGAUAUGUCCUGGCCAAACUUCCUUUUUAAUAGGAAAUACAUCAACAUGGGAAAGAAAACUGCACUUGUCAAGCGAUUUCACGUGGUCUUAAAAUCCACCGGUGAUCAUCAUUGACAGUUUUUAACUUUUGUAUUUAUCUGCCAUCAGGGACCAUCAGUUAUAUAAAAUGCUAUAUAACAAUGUUGUUUAUCCAUAUUGUCUGUAUAUUACUCAAAUGUUCAAACACUGUUUGAUGAGCCGGACUCUUUAUAUGAAUUAAGAAAGAAGAUGUGUGGUCAUACAAGCUGCAUUACACAUCUCAGAUUAAUGUUUGUUUGAAGAUAAUCAGUUUGCCUUGAAUGCUCUUUAUGUAUUGUAAAUAGCUGUAAUGUUUGAUGAUCUCUUACAUGAGGAUGAAUGCACUGAAAUUACAUGAAUAAAAUAAGCCUUUGCACAAAAAAAGAAAAGAGGAGGCGUCUGCUACUGAAGACAAAUAUGACAUUGUUAUGCAGAUGCCGUUUUCCGUCCUUUAGGCAUUUUCCACAAUGAAAAUUAAUUUCUUAUUAAUAUAAUUUUUAGGAUUAGUGUUAAUCCUUUUGAUACUGUUGGACUGUUGUCAAGGAGAACUUCAGCUGAAAGUUUCGCUCAUGCACAAGCGUGUGAAUUUCUGAGCUGGUGACAGUUUCAGACUGAGUUGGAAACACAUGUAAAGGAAUAUCUCACCCAAAAAUGAAAAUUCUGUCAUCAUUUACUCAUCUCCAUGUUGUUCCAAACGUGUAUGACUUUAUUUCUUCCGUGGAACACAAUAGGAGAUGUUUGGCAGACUGUUAGAUACCGACAGACUCAAUCGUGAUUCACUUCCAUUACCUCACUUCUUUUUUCACAGUCAAUGAAAGUGAAUGGCGACUGAGGCUGUCAGUCCCUAGCAUUCAGUUCCUAACAUCUCCUUACGGUUUGGAAUGACAUGAGGGUAAGUUAAUGAGGAUGUCAUUUUCAUUUAAGAUGUUGUCUAAUUAAAAAAAAUUUGAACUGUGAAAUAAGAAAGACAUGUUUAUGAUUUCAUGAUGUAAAAAGUGAAUCAGAGAUUGCUUAUUUCCUUAUGGACCAUAAUUACUGACUUGUAUUGUUUUGCUGCCUCUCUCUCUUUAUUUCAUGUGCACAAUUGUUUGCUGUGAGCUCUUGGUUCCAUUUAAAACAGCCAUUGCAUUAUGAGUGUGUUAGUGGUGUCUGACUCAGAGCCCCUGCUGACUCAUACAUGUAGGCUGGUCGUACAGACGCCGGCAUGGAGUAUAAUGUCUCCUCUAUGCAUUAUGUACUCGAAUGCAAAAUGAGCCAUUAUUGUGCAAAGGAAUGUGAGGGUGAAUAGCAUUGUAAGGGUUCAUUGCAAUGUAAAUUGCCAAAAGAUUGUUAUUUGCCAAAUGAUUUACUUUAGAUGUCUGUUAGUAAAACUAAAAGAGAUCAAAUAAAAUGACA
Xyrauchen texanus (razorback sucker) is the source of this 5471-nucleotide messenger RNA. Its product is annotated as 4-galactosyl-N-acetylglucosaminide 3-alpha-L-fucosyltransferase 9-like. The coding region runs from base 401 to 1480 and encodes 359 amino acids. The transcript has 3 exons. Gene Ontology annotation, cellular component: membrane. The record is from RefSeq and is a predicted model, not a curated record. Gene Ontology annotation, molecular function: alpha-(1->3)-fucosyltransferase activity. Lineage: Eukaryota; Metazoa; Chordata; Actinopteri; Cypriniformes; Catostomidae.